Closterium sp. Naga37s-1 is the source of this 600-nucleotide messenger RNA. The record is from the annotation of a GenBank genome assembly. Lineage: Eukaryota; Viridiplantae; Streptophyta; Zygnematophyceae; Desmidiales; Closteriaceae.
AUGGCGGUCGAGGCGAAGCCUGGGAGCGGAGUGCCGACCAAUAAAGGCUGGUUCGCUGUAGCGUGGAGCCAGAGGGGGUAUAUGUUCCCUGCUGACGCGGUCGUGGGUGUUGCGGGGAGCAGCCGGCCCUCGGCGUACGCGUUAGAAGGCUACAGUCAAACCACGGUUGCGCCCACGUCAAGGUUUACCCUUGGGAAUGCCGCGCUCGCGUGGGGACCAAGCGGCAUCGUUAUGAGGUUCACGCGGAACGGCACGGAGGGGGUAGUUCCAGUGAAGUACAGCGGGGCGAAUCAGAUCAUCUGGGCGUUCGGCUCUAGCGGCAGGCCAACAGAUCACGGCAUGAACAGGGGCGGUAAAGCUGUGGACUUCACAUGUCUCCCCGCGCCCUCCAAUCCCCCUCCCCCUUCCCCCAAACCAUCGCCCAAGCCAUCCCCCCGACCUUCCCCCAAGCCUUCACCCAAACCAUCUCCCAAGCCUACGCCCCAACCUUCCCCCAAACCAUCCCCUCCGCCAUCUCAUCCCCCGUGCAAGCCCUCUGCGUGCAAGGCAUCGUCCCUCCCUGGCUUCACCUCCUCAGUGGACCUCACGGGUAAAGGGUGA